Messenger RNA from Lynx canadensis (Canada lynx), 905 nucleotides. It is a transcript of the gene TMEM175, whose product is annotated as transmembrane protein 175. Lineage: Eukaryota; Metazoa; Chordata; Mammalia; Carnivora; Felidae. Gene Ontology annotation, cellular component: lysosome; endosome. Gene Ontology annotation, molecular function: potassium ion leak channel activity; proton channel activity. The transcript has 9 exons. The record is from RefSeq and is a predicted model, not a curated record. Bases 25 to 867 code for a protein of 280 amino acids.
CUGUGCUUCUUCCCAGGCCCCACCAUGUCCGGGCCGCAGACCCCAGAGCCGGCCCGCCGCACGCAGGGAGACUCCCCCACGGGCACAGGGGGCGAGGACACCGCCGACGGGAUCCAGCACUCACAACGCAUGCUCAGCUUCAGUGAUGCGCUCCUGUCCAUCAUCGCCACUGUGAUGAUCCUGCCUGUGACCCACACGGAGAUCUCCCCAGAACAGUUUGACAAAAGUAUACAGAGACUUCUAGCAACCAGGAUUGCCGUCUACCUGAUGACGUUUCUCAUUGUGACUGUGGCCUGGGCAGCACAUACAAGAUUGUUCCAGGUUGUUGGGAAGAUAGACGACACACUUGCCUUGCUCAACCUGGCCUGCAUGAUGACCAUCACUUUCCUACCUUUCACCUUUUCCUUAAUGGUGACCUUCCCGGAGGUGCCUCUGGGCAUCUUCUUGUUCUGUCUGUGUGUGAUCGCCAUCGGGGCCGUGCAGGCGCUGAUCGUGGUGUACGCGUUCCACUUCCCCCACCUCCUGAACCCCCAGAUAGAGAGCUCCACCCACAGGACCCUGUAUCGGCAGCACAUCCUGGGCAUCGUCCUCAGGGGCCCGGCCUUGUGUUUCGCUGCUGCUGGCUUCUCCCUGUUUUUCUACCCCUUGUCGUACCUGCUGAUGGCGACGGUCAUCUUCCUCCCCUACGUCAGCAAGGCCUGCAGCUGGUGCAAGGGCAGGCUUGUGGGCCCCCAAGAGCCCCCAGCUCACAGUGUGGAGUUCUUCACAUUUGACCUGCAUGAGCCUCUCAGCAAGGAGCGGGUGGAGGCCUUCAGCGACGGGGUCUAUGCCAUCGUGGCCACACUCCUCAUCCUGGACAUCUGGUAAGGACCCAGGCCUGAGGAAGGGGUCUGUGGCAUGCCUGU